GUGAGGAUUUUAUUUGUUACUGCGUUGAAUGUUGUUUUAUCCACUUAUCCCAGAAAAUAUUGAAAUAAAAACUGCAAAUAGCUUUAAGCCUUUGUUAAUAGUGAUUCUUUGUUGAGUCAAGGGCCAAAAUUUGAAGUGAGGUGAGAAAAGCUCAAACAGGAUUGUGCUGCGCCAACAAGCAAUAAGUGUAAGGGAGGCUAGUGAUGAGACGAGCACCCUUGUGCUAGGAUGAGCACUCGACGAGUGUAGAUCCUGCUUAGUUUUGUUGAUUGUGCUCAGAAGAGCAUGUGAGAUGCUCGUCCGAGCACAUGUGGUAAGUGGGAUUAAUUAUGCAGAUUUUUCCAAAAACAUUACUAGAUGGAGGGGAAUAUAAAAACCCAAUCAGAGAGACAAGUGCCUCCAAGAGCGUUCUAGAGAGAGAACAAGAAGGGAAUCACCAGUGGAUAGGAAAUAAUCUGUAAGAGCUCCUGUGACAACUGAAAUGAAGAUUUCUCUAUUGAGAGUUUGAGAAUGAACCCAUAAAAGAACUUGAGAGCUGAGUUGGGUGUCCCCAUAGAGGGAGAGAUAGCUACAUAACAAGCUAGAGAGAGCUAAUAACAAGCUAGAGAGAGCUAAGAGUGCUAAUUUCACUUUUUUUCUAUCAAUGUAACUCUUGAUUUAUAGUUUUUUGGUUUCAGAAUAUAACGGAGUAAAGUAAAAUGGCUCAUUGAACCAUGUGCACUUCUUAUUUAUGUGAAGUUGCACAUGACGUUUGCUACCAAGGGUUUGUCAAAACCUCUUUGUUAGUUUUAUCAUUAACGGAGUAAAGUAAAAUGGCUCAUUGAACCGUGCGCACUUAAUGACACUCUAAAUCUUGGUGUCCACAGAUAGGGGUAUCCUAGUUCUAUAACUUUACAAUUACAGUGUCCAUGACAGGUUGAACUCCUUCCACUAUCGUUGUUGUAGUGGUCUUGUUUCCGUCCUUGAGAUGCAUCUCUGCCGACAUUCAUUUGUCUAUGUUACAACUUAUCUCAGUGUCAAAUAGAUAGUAUAUAGUAAUUUUGAAGAAAACUAUGGUCAAUGUUUUCAAAUUUUCACUCCAAGAAUGCAACCCAGUGACAAUGUUCCCUAGAGAGUUGCAUAAAGUAUACAAUAAUUUUAUGGAAUUCAAGAGCUAUCUGAACCACACAAAUGAUGGUAGGGCUUUUAUCCAAGAAGGGGUGGAUAUUGAAUCUUUGGGCAAGCAGUUUUGGCCUAUGAGAGAUUUGCUUGUAGGGACAGCAAAGACUUGCAUUUAUUGAGGAAUACAAGGUCACUUUUUAUCUGCAAGUAGGCAAUGAUUUUGAUUUAAAUUAUUUGUGCGAACAAUAUGAAGAACGUUGAGAAUCAUAUAUACAGUGUUCCAAAAAAAUUCUAAAAUAACUUUCUCACUAUGCUUUGAAGUUUGAAGUUUGAACAAAUAUGAUGCUCCAACAUUGGUUUGUCUUCGAUGUUUGAUGGAGAGCUCACUGGCCCCAUUUGUUGUAUGGAUCCUCAAGUGAUAAGGUCCUUUUCUGCCUUGGGAUAUCCAUCGGUGUGAUGUCUAAUCUGAUAGCUAACAAAGCGGAAGAGGAAAAGUUGAAGGACCGCUUGAAGGAAAGUGAAAAUUUGGCUCAAGAUCUUCAGGAAGAACUGGAGAUGAAAGAUUCUUUAACUGUUAAAGAGCUUGUUAAUGACGAUGACUCACAGGAUACACAUGAAAGUUCAAAUAGUCAUGAGAAAAUAAGUUUGUUCUCCAACCAAACAGAUAGUGGUGUGCCAAUAGGAUAUGAUGAUGAAGAAUCAGUAAGUUUGGAGAAAAUUGAGUCAUUGAGUAAAAUUGAAGCCGAACUUGAAGCUGAACUGGAAAGGCUGGAGCUAAGCAUGAAAGGAUCAAGUCUGCAAGAAGGAAAAUCAGAUGCUUUUGAGUUUUACCAGGAUACCGAUCAGGAUGUCAGUGCAGAAUUGGUGCAAGGUGAACUAAAUGCUGAUAUUUUCGGAGGAAAAUCCAGCUCAGAAGUAACCCCUGAUCGAGGCUCAACCCCUCAAUAUGUACAAGAGGGUGUGUCACCUCAUGAGCUGAGCUUGCGCCUGCAUGAAGUCAUUCAAUCAAGACUACAACAGCGAAUCAUGGAGCUUGAGGCUGAACUUGUAAAAAGCCAGAAAAGGAUACAGCGCUUGGAAUCUGAGAAGAACAAUUGGAGAGAUGUUUCUCGGAGUGAAUCGUCAUCUAACAUGGGCAGCCCUGUGGCACGGCCUCUUAAAAUGAAUCCGUCAGGGGACGCAAUUGGUGCCUAUAAUGAAAUUCAUGGUGAACUUAGCAAGAUAAAUGGAUCGCAAAAUGCGGGUUCCUGGAUUCAUGAUGGUAAUCAAGAAGAUGAUACACGACUCUCUUCCGAUCAGGGAAUGAAAAAGAAGCUAAAUCCGAAUCAAAAUGGUGGAAAUAGAAUAUUACCAAAUGAAAGCAGCCAAAAUAAGGAUGACGACAGAGAUGAUGAUGAUGAUAAUGAUUUGCUAUUAAUAAAACACAUCGUUGAGAAAGCUAGGCAAGGCUCUCCGGCUAUUUUAAAGGCGCAAAAGGCUAUGCUAUGGCUUAAUAAAGAUAACUAGACUCGGUGGAAUAUAAUUCUUUUGGUACGUUGUAUAAAAGGAUCUCACUUGUGUCGUGUAGAGUUUUAGAUAUUUUAGGACAUAUCCCGGCUUCUUCUACGCCUAAGGCGAUAACUUCACGCCGGAAGAGCAGUGAUAAGCUAAUAGUCAUUUUCAGUUUUUGUCCAAAUUACAGAUUUUGCGGCUAAUUUGUAUUCACAAACAGCUAAUAACCCUUAAAUCUUAGUGGUGUUCUCAA
Amaranthus tricolor (Joseph's coat) is the source of this 2845-nucleotide messenger RNA. Its product is annotated as protein POLAR LOCALIZATION DURING ASYMMETRIC DIVISION AND REDISTRIBUTION-like. Bases 1558 to 2607 code for a protein of 349 amino acids. Gene Ontology annotation, biological process: asymmetric cell division. The record is from RefSeq and is a predicted model, not a curated record. The transcript is spliced from 3 exons. Lineage: Eukaryota; Viridiplantae; Streptophyta; Magnoliopsida; Caryophyllales; Amaranthaceae.